GUCAACGAUUUCUUGUCGGGCCGCUCCCCGCUCACCCUGGCGCUGCGCGUGGGCGACCAUAUGAUGUUCGUGCAGCUCCAGCUGGCGGCCCAGCAGAGCAGCGGGCAGCUCCAGCACCGGCACGUCAUCGCCAGCCGCGGCGAGGCGGGGGCCGCCAACAGCCCCCACUGCAGGACGCUGCACGGCAGCACCGGCUCCGGCUUCGCCCGCAUCCCCGUGGUGCCCGCCUGCCCGCAGAGCCCGGCCCCCAGCCCCACGCCCGCCGCGCCGGCCCCCCCCGUGUACUGUAAUGCCCCCCACCCCGCUCCCGUCACCGCCGGGAUGUUCCGGUCGCACGGGGCCAGCACGCAGACGGUGAACAGCAGCGUGGUGUCCUCCUGCUCAGAGGUGGACUGCAGCAUGCGCGGCGGCUCCUCGCCCAGCAGCAGCCCUGCCCCGAGCGCCCGCUCCCGCAAACCCGGGGCCGUCAUCGAGAGCUUCGUCAACCACGCGCCUGGGGUCUUCUCAGGGACCUUCUCCGGCACUUUGCACCCCAACUGCCAGGACAGCAGCGGGCGGCCACGGCGGGACAUCGGCACCAUCCUGCAGAUCCUCAACGACCUCCUCAGCGCCACGCGACACUACCAGGGCAUGCCGCAGUCCCUGGCGCAGCUCCGCUGCCAGACGCAGUUCUCCUCUUCCUCCUCCUCCUCUUCUUCCUCCUCCUCCUCCUCGCCGCCCGCGUCCCCGGACCUCACCACCAAAACUACCUCAGAGCCGCUGCCCGCAGCCGUGGCGUCCGCACCUCUGCACCCCGUCGUCCAGUGCCAAAGCCAGAUCCGGAUGUGCAAGCCCAGCGGGGAUCGCUUGCGGCAGACGGAGAACCGGGCGACGCGCUGCAAAGUGGAGCGGCUGCAGCUGCUGAUGCAGCAGAAGCGGCUGCGCAGGAAGGCGAGGAGGGACGCGCGGGCCCCGUACCACUGGCUGCCCAACCGCAAGUCAGCGCGCACCAACAGCAACAGCAGCGUCUCCAGCGAGGGCAGCCUGGACCUGGACUUCGAGGACUCGGUCUGGAAGCCGGAGGUCAAGGCGGACAUCAAGUCCGAAUUCGUCGUAGCAUAGAGCCGGGGCUGCGGCCGCGGACUCGUGUCGGUGGGGAGGCCCCUCCUCCACUUC
Numida meleagris (helmeted guineafowl) is the source of this 1155-nucleotide messenger RNA. It is a transcript of the gene MIDN, whose product is annotated as midnolin. Lineage: Eukaryota; Metazoa; Chordata; Aves; Galliformes; Numididae. Gene Ontology annotation, cellular component: nucleus. The record is from RefSeq and is a predicted model, not a curated record.